AUGUCUGACGGAAAUGGAUUUUCCGGAUUCCCCGGAUUCCCCGACGUAAAGGCCAAGCUUCAAAAGCCUACCAAGCAAUCUGCCUUCGAACGCCAAAAGGCCGAGGCCGAGGCCAAACGAAAGCGUGAGGCUGCCGAGACUGCCGCCGUUUACGCCGAUUUUGUCAAGAGCUUUGAUCGUGACGAUAAUGAACAGGAAGAUGAAGAGUCUUUUGGCAGGUUCGGAGGCUCGUCGAGACUUAAAAAGCAUGGUUUUGGCGGUCCUGGACACGGCGCCUCCAAGAGACACUUUGUUUCUUCUGGAUUGAAAAGCGGCCCCGGAAGUUUGGGACCUGCACCGAAAUCGUUUGCAAAGAAGAGAUCGUUCAACGAUUUCACGGGGCGGCUGGACCCGGGAGACCGACCGAGCAUAUCCGCUCCGGAGGAAACGGAAACUUCCGCAAGAACCUCCUUGGUUGCCCACGCUUUCCAUGCGAGCGAUGACGAUGAUGUUGGCGACGCAAAAGACCGGAACGAAGAAAAGGCUGUUUCGAAACCUACACUCCGGCUUACAAACAUGCCUUCCGGAACAUCGCCAGCGGCGGUAAAGGCACUGAUGCCGAACAAUCUAAACGUGGAAAAUGUCAAGAUACUGCCAGUCGCUGGUGCUGAAGGUUCGGAAAGGAAGUCUACCAUUGCCAUUGUCACUCUUGCGCAAGACACUCCGGCAAACGAAAUGGAUGCAGCUGUGAGCACUCUACAGAAUCGCUACCUGGGCUACGGAUACUACUUGUCGCUGCAUCGACACUUGUCCUCUGCCGUGGUAGCCUCGGCGGGUCUUUCCGCCAUGUCCUCCUCGACACCCGGCGCACACCCAUUUGGAGCAAAGCCAGUGGAAGGAAAAAACGGCCGCGACAGGAAUAGCCAUCAUCAGCAAGGGUUUCAUCGCGGGUUCGCUCCUCCUUCGUCGUACGGCCCAGCGGGUGCCGGCAUAAGUCGAGCAAACCUUCUUCACAUCCCCGUGAAGCCGCCACAAGAUGUGAAGACCAUUCAGCUGAUCAACAAAGCCAUUGAAGGUGCUUUGCAGCACGGACCAGAAUUCGAAGCGCUCCUCAUGUCGCGACCCGAAGUUCAACGAGAAGAACGGUGGGCUUGGAUAUGGGAUGCCAGAAGCCAGGGCGGUGUUUGGUAUCGAUGGCGGCUUUGGCAGGUCGUAACGGGGUCGGAAAUCAACCAACGAAAAGGAAAAUACGUCCCCCUGUUUGACGGUGGGCAUGCGUGGAAAUCGCCGGAGAAGACGUUGCUGUUCGAGUACACGACUUCUCUGGAAGAGUUUGUGUCCGAUGCAGAAUACAUUUCGUCGGAUGAUGACGAGAUGGUUGGGGAGGGGAAUGGCGAUACCAACGGUCCCGAAACAGAAAAAGUGUUUUUGAACCCCCUUGACAAGGCCAAACUUGCUCAUCUUCUGGCUAGGUUGCCAACCACGUUGGGCAAGUUGCGGAAGGGCGAUAUUGCCAGAGUGACGACAUUUGCCAUCACGCACGCCAGCCGAGGAGCAGAUGAGGUUGUAGAGAUGAUUGUUGCUAACGUACUGAAGCCGCUCUCUUUGACGUCUGCAAACCCGGAAAAGAGGCAGGAGCCUAAGCUGAAAGAUGCUGCCACGGGCGCGGACGAGUCACUCACGAAUGAAAGCCUAGAUACGAGCAGUGCUAGCUUGGUGGCGCUGUACGUGGUGAACGAUGUCCUUUCUUCAUCGUCAGCCAGCGGUGUUCGCCACGCUUGGCGGUUUCGGCAGUUAUUCGAGACGGCUCUCCGGGAACACAAAGUCUUUGAAUGGCUCGGCUCGAUGGCCGAAAAGCUGGGUUGGGGGCGACUUCGAGCGGAGAAGUGGAAGAGAAGCAUCAGCCUCAUACUCAACCUUUGGGAGGGAUGGUGCGUUUUCCCAGCAGAGUCUCAUGAUCUGUUUGUGCAGACGUUUGAGUCUCCGCCGUCGCUGAGUAGCUUGCCCAAGACCGACGAGCAGCAGCAGCAGCAGCAGCAGCAGCAGCAGCAGGAGACGGCAGCGCAGAACGGCAGUAGCAAGUGGAAAUCGGUGGAGGCCUUGCCAGCUUCGAAGGAAGAGCCAGGCGCGUCAAGGGCAGCAAUCGGGUCUGCUAACCUGGUCUGCGUCGACGAAGAAGCGCUCAUGGAUGGCGAUGUGAUGGGCGAGCCGAUGGACGAAGAGGACGUUGAAGGAGAGCCUAUUGAUGACGACGACGUGGCAGGGGAACCUGUUGACGACGACGAGCUGCAGGGAGAGCCUAUGGAUGAAGCAGUUGCACUUGGGGAUGAGAACCAAAGCAGAGAUGACGACGAGGACGAGGACGACAGGGAAGAUGUCGGCAGCCAGGAGUCGGCAGGCCGAACAAAGCAGCGAAAGCGCAUGCGCGCUGUAGAUAUGUUUGCCGAUUCGGAUGUUUCUGAGAAGGACGGGCACCCAUGA
Molecule: messenger RNA, 2460 nt
Organism: Ustilaginoidea virens
Lineage: Eukaryota; Fungi; Ascomycota; Sordariomycetes; Hypocreales; Clavicipitaceae
Exons: 1
Coding region: 1-2460 (819 amino acids)
Biological process (GO): RNA processing
Cellular component (GO): nucleus
Molecular function (GO): RNA binding
Source: RefSeq, a predicted model, not a curated record